AUGGCAUCAUCAGACGUUGCUGUUGGUACCAAGUCCUGUAGUUGGCGCUUGCCGCAGACGAGGAGUCGGGCUUUAGUGUCACUGCCACGAAACCGGUUUUUAACAGCGUCCUAUGUGCCUGGCGGUGGGAACCAGAUUCAUACGCUGUCUUUUCAUUAAGGCUUUUGUUGAUGUUUUUGGACUUGGACGAGCAUUCAAUUAUGAUUAUUGUUAUUCAUUGUUGAUGAUGUUGUAAAAAUUGUAUCCAUGGCGGUCUCGUCAUUGCAAUGGCGGUCCUCUAAUUCCGAGAGGAGCAAAACGAACUGACUGUUGCUUCUUCUCUUGAUUUCGAGCAUGGACCCGUGUCUUGUCUCAGCUUCGGCGCGAAAUCAAAUGCAGCAUGUGCCGUGUCACGAGAUAGCUUUUUCGUGUGGAAAGUUGAGGAGGGAGAAGCAGGCCAACAAGCUGGUCCAACUAGUGCGACUUUUUUUCAAGGACUACAACAAAUAACGACCAGCACCCCUGCUAGUGCCUCUUCUUCUGGUGGUAAAAAGCAAGCUGCAACAUCUUCUUGGUACCCGAAAGUGCUGCAUCACUGUGAGUGGGACCCUUUCGAAAGCUCAAGAGUAGCGUUAACAGCACGUGACGGUGUCGAAGUGUGGGAUGUCGUGAAUGAAAAGGAGGUCGUAUUUUUGUACGAUUUCCCAAGCAGCUCUGGUGGUGGUUCAGGUGCUGACUGUACAGCAUCUCCUUCUGUGGUGCACGCAACUGCCUUCGAUACUCAUCAUAGCAGUACGUUGGCGCUAGGAGUGAAUGCAGAUUUGAUGCUGUGGGAUUUUCGGGAUGUAGGGAAACCGACAUCUUCUGCUUCAGGGAGUGGAGGUGUCCAGAAGCCGAAAGCUUCUCUCACCCGAAAAGAUGCGCACCUGUUUGGGUUGACAGCUUUGAGUUACAAUCCGAAUUUACCGGGACAGCUGCUUACAGCGGGCGAAGAUGGAUGCUGGAAACAAUGGGACUUGAGAAAGAUGCAGGCUGCUUGUGUAAGGACCUACUAAGACUAUCAUGUAGUGAUGAUUACUCGGAAUUUGCGAGUGCGUGAACAUUUUUAACAUGAGUACUCCUACUUGGUAUAAUCUUUUUCCAUUCCGCUAUCAGCAGGCGAUGAAAAUCAAUGCGUUUUUCCUUGUGCAUCCAUGAUCUCAUCAAUCUCUAUCAUUUUCAGGUGAUUCACACGCCCAGCGGGCACAGCCAUUGGGUAACCCGAAUAUCGCAUAAUUCCUACCACGAUCAACUCCUCCUCUCCGCUGGAUCGGACUCGCAGUUGCGACUCUGGCGCGUGUCGUCAAAGCCGGCGAAUAUAGUGAAGACACUGUCCACGUUCACGGCGGAAGAUGCGAUCUACAGCGCAGCCUGGUCACUGUCAGAUCCGUGGACAUUCGCUUGUUUGUCCUAUGACGGGGAAGUGUCUGUCCACCAGGUGCCGAUGGAAGAGAAAUAUAGGAUAUUGCUGUGAGUCGUGUGAGGCUGAUUUACGGAUAAAAGUAAUCUGUAAAUCCGGAAGUCGAUUUCCACUCAGUUUCAGAAUACGAAAACGAAUUUUGAAAAUUUAUCUCCUUCCAUGGCAACGACAUUUGAAGCAGUAGUCACGCAUUUACGCAUGUUGACCAUGAGCGAUGCGCGACC
Messenger RNA from Amoebophrya sp. A25, 1662 nucleotides. NCBI's taxonomy places the organism in Eukaryota, Dinophyceae, Syndiniales, Amoebophryaceae. The record is from the annotation of a GenBank genome assembly.